Messenger RNA from Patiria miniata (bat star), 827 nucleotides. RefSeq names its product double-headed protease inhibitor, submandibular gland-like. Gene Ontology annotation, molecular function: protein binding. The record is from RefSeq and is a predicted model, not a curated record. The transcript is spliced from 3 exons. Bases 134 to 394 code for a protein of 86 amino acids. NCBI's taxonomy places the organism in Eukaryota, Metazoa, Echinodermata, Asteroidea, Valvatida, Asterinidae.
GCUUCGACCAGCUCCACCGCUCGCCCACGCUCACACGCGAACGCUCAACACAGAAUAGUCCUCGUUCCGGCUGUAUUCAUCAUCAAUAUUUCGCUUCAAAUUCUCGGUGUAUUUCUGAUUGAUUGAAGUCACCAUGUAUUCUGCUGCUUGGAUUCUCUGCUUGGCAGCCGUGCUUUCAGUGACUGUGAAAGAUGGGGACUGUGCUGAAAGGCAACUGAAUGGCUGGUCUGAAUGUGCCCAACGAUUUAAAGAGCACAUCGAGGGCUGCACGCUGGAAUUCUUCCCAUUGUGUGCUAGCAAUGGAGUCAUUUACGGGAAUCUCUGCGCCUUCUGCAGGGCUAUUCAAAACGAAGAGCUUCCACGUGGAGUGACCUUCGAGUACGGUGCAUGUUAGCUUGUCGGCACGGCUAUUGUCGUCAUCAUAUUCCUUAAUUGGAAGUAAUUUGCGUAAAGUUAUUAUAAUCCCGAACACUUGCAUGCAUUUCCAGACAAUAAGAACAAAAUUGUAUGGAUAUAAAUUUAACAGGCAACUUUUUUUUCGUUUUCCCUCAGAAAUCUGACGGCUUGAACUGUGAUAAUACCGCUUUCUGUUAAGCGAUGAAAACAAGCCAAAUGAAAUGAGUCCUUUUAUUAAUUAUUAAAUUAUUUCCUCUUUCAAUCAUAAUAGAGAAAAAAAUGAUCUAGCCAUUUACUACAACAACUCAAAAUGUGUGCUAACGGUGUUGCUCAUAUUAAUGAUAAUUUUCAGUUGGUAUUAAGUUCUAAAUUACAAUUUCUUUUAAAAGGGAGACAUCCAAAUAAAAUUCGGAUCAGGAUCUUCAAGCAAA